AUGUCUGAGCAGUACUACGACAGGCAGCAGCAGCAGCAGCAGACGAGGUCCCAUCAGGUGGUGAAAGCUGCCACCGCUGCCACUGCUGGUGGUUCUCUCCUAGUCCUCUCGGGCUUGACUCUGGCCGGAACUGUGAUUGCUCUCACUCUAGCCACUCCUUUGCUUGUCAUUUUCAGUCCGGUGCUGGUUCCGGCUGCCUUAACCAUUUUCUUGAUAGGCUCGGGUUUGCUUGCUUCUGGAGGAUUUGGGGUGGCUGCAAUUAGUGUUCUGUCGUGGAUUUAUCGAUACGUAACUGGGAAACACCCUCCCGGGGCGGAUCAUCUGGAUUAUGCAAAGACGAAGCUAGGUACUAAGGCUCGGGAGAUGAAGGAUAAGGCUGAUCAGUUCGGGCAGCAUAAAAUCAGCGGUUCACAAGCUUCUUGA
Fraxinus pennsylvanica is the source of this 423-nucleotide messenger RNA. NCBI's taxonomy places the organism in Eukaryota, Viridiplantae, Streptophyta, Magnoliopsida, Lamiales, Oleaceae. The record is from the annotation of a GenBank genome assembly.